Punctularia strigosozonata HHB-11173 SS5 is the source of this 312-nucleotide messenger RNA. RefSeq lists its product as uncharacterized. The record is from RefSeq and is a predicted model, not a curated record. Lineage: Eukaryota; Fungi; Basidiomycota; Agaricomycetes; Corticiales; Punctulariaceae. Gene Ontology annotation, cellular component: plasma membrane. The coding region runs from base 1 to 312 and encodes 103 amino acids. The transcript is spliced from 3 exons. Gene Ontology annotation, molecular function: urea transmembrane transporter activity. Gene Ontology annotation, biological process: urea transmembrane transport.
AUGUCAUGGAACGAGAAGCCGGUGUACGCUGUUGCGAACGCAGGCUACGCCGACUGGGGGCACGCUUCCAGGAGGACAGGAGGAUGGGCAAUAGUGCAGAGGGGUUCUCCAGGCCGUGCUCUCCCUCUACGCUUCGACCUCUCCGGUGGUGCCGCCAUGUUCGUCGGCGCACGAUGGGGUAAUAUCGCCCACGGUGUCUUCAUAUGCUUCUGCCUCGCGACGAACAUCAUCGUCUCGUCCAUGCUCGCUGUCGGAGGUUCAGCCACCGUGACUGACCUCGCCCAAAAUCGGUUCCUUCGCGUGCAUGCAUGA